AUGAGCGAGAGGCGGAAGGACAAUCCGUUACGUCUCAUCGCCAGUCUUCAUUUGUUUUUAGCUAUUUUAGUCAAUUGUGAUAUUCAACCCAGAUUCUCAUGUUACAAUCACUACCUCGCUGGAAUUCAUAGAAGUUCAGUACUUCCGAUAGCCGGACAUCAUCAUUCAGUCCAGUCAAAUGUUCAAUGUAUAUUCGAGAAUGACGUGGCAUUCACAGAAAUUCACUCGGCACUGGAGAACUCACAUCAAGUGAUGGCGAAGAAAUCCGUCAAUUUUCAAGUGCUCGACCUAUACCAUCUCCGAGAACUCGUCCGUCGUUCCCAGUGCACCCAAACCCUGACUGUCAACUGGAAAAGUGCUCCUGAAGCAGGGAAAGGAGGGAUUCGAGUGGUCUCACUUCUCAAUGAAACGACAAGAAUCGAGUAUAGUGGAGAGGAACGACAAGACUUUCUCUUCGAUGAAUCAUUCGCUGGUGUCCGACAUCUGAUUCCAGAUGAAGAUGACUACGAAUUCAAUCCGACCGUCACGACGACUCGUCUCCUCUGCAAACAUAUCACCCAACCGGAAUGCCUUGUUCGAGGAAAAUUCGAAGUGGAUUUGGAAGCGAAUCUCGAAUGGAAUUAUGCAUUUGCAUUCAAGACUGAUACAACAAAUCAGACACUUUUCUCACUUCGAUCCGGGGAUUCCAUUUCUGAAGUCCGUUUGGAGAACGACUUCUUCAUCAGAACAGAUGGCGGAGUCCCAGUUGCAGUCAGUCAUUUAUCAGAUGCCACGUGGCAUACUGUAAUUGUGAAACAUAGUGAACCGGAUAGUCAUUUCUUGAAAAUUGAUGAUUUCCCAGAGAUCGAGCUGACAAAAUCGAUUAUUGAUGAUACGGAUAAAACUGUCACCUUGACAAUAUCCGUAAAUGGAAACAUUCAAUUGAUCGAUCCAACAGAUACAAACGAUGACUGCAUGUACAGUUUUGAUAAGCCACAGAAGAGAUUGCAAGAAACUGUGAGCACCCGAUCGAUGUGUGUUGGCUGUGGAUGUUCAAAGUUGAGUGGAACAUUCGAUGGAUUGAGUAAAUGUGAUGAGGAAGAAGAGGGAGCAUUCAGUUUAAGAAGAGAUCUCGAUCGACUCUCGUUCCUUCAUUUCGAAGAUUCUUUCGAUGUUGAUUCGAAUGGAGCAGCCAUCCCUGCAAUCUCCACAAACUUCAAAUCCGAUUCAGAUGUCGGUUUGAUUUUCUUUGGUUACUGGCAGAAUUUCAAUGGGAAAGGACGUCUUCAAGUGUAUUAUCACUAUGAUUCCAUUUCUGCAGUCUACUGUAAACACGCUGAAGAAAAAGAUGAAGAAUGUUCCGCAUGCACUUUGAAGAAUCCACGUGGAUUUGGAAGAGACGAAUGGAUUCAAACGAUUCUUUGGGGUGGUGGAGAUGAGAUAUAUCUGGCAGUCGAUUCAUCUGUUUGUCGUCUUCAAUCGUCUGCUAACGUCAGUUUGGCAGAAGUUUACGCAAUCCCUCAGAUAUCUCAGGGGGCGGGGCUAUUUGUGGGUGGAACAUGGCAUGAGAAGAAGCGACGUGGAUUGUAUCGAUCGGAAGCCGAGCAGAAGUACUUUGAGAAUACGAGAGAAAAGGCGCCAGUACUCAGAGGAUGUGUGAAGGAUGUGUUCGUUCGAGGAACCAAAGUGGAUAUCUCAUCGAGUUUUGAGGCUCAGAAAGAGGCGAUGCUCAAUGAAGUAUACGAUUCGAAUGCGUUCGCAGUGAGGAAGGAUUGUCCGAAGUGUCAACCGAGUUGUUCGGAAAACACGAGAUGUAGAUCACAAGGACCGUUGCAGUCAUCUCCGAUGAUUUGUGAUUGUGCUGAUGAGUUGCAAUUCAAUAGUUCCGAAGGAAUUUGUGAGAAAAAGAGAGAUUCCACACCAGUUGCCCUGUCCUCUGCAUUCCUAUCCCAAAACCAAAUUGUCUUGGAUAUCCAAAACACUAAGGCAGUUUUAAGCAAAGUCUGGCUGAAAUUCGCCCUUCCAAAACAGAUCAAUCAAGCACAGAGGAUUGUGGAGUUCAACUCUCAUCGAGAGACAUUAUUCAACAUCAACCUAGAAACCGAUGGAACUCUCAACGUACAACUCCACGGGCAGGACACUGCUUCUCGCCAACUGGAUCUCCUGGACGAUCGUGUCCAUCUUCUUCAGCUUCAACGGCGGACACCGAUGGGUACACGACACUCGGCUAAGAAAUAUGAUCUUUAUAUUGAUGGAUGGCAUACUGUAGUAUCAGACAUUGGAAAAUUGGUAUUGAACAAUGUGUCAGUGUCAGCUGCGGAGACGGAAGACGAGUGGAGUUCAGUUAUUGUUCAUGAUUUCGGUCUCUCCUACGAAUACGAUGAGCACUUUGCUGUCCUCCACCCAUCGAAUGUGAUCCAUCAAGUCGAUCUACACUCUCAACUCCUUCCAUACCAAAUCCGUGCUCCCGAUCUUUCGAAAUCUGGAAUUCUGGAUGAUUCUCUCUGGGAAAAACCAGUAUUCACAUCUGAAACCGAGGGCGGAACUCCGAUUUUGGAGUCGUCGCCUCACGGAGAUAUAGUGGAUUUCACAGCAGAUAUUAUUGAGCCAGAGCAGUUGUUAUCCGCCCGUUGGAUCCUCUACUCUGUCGGCCUCACAAUCCUCCUCUGCCUCCUUAUUCUAGUAUGUGUUGUCUGCUAUUGGUGUGUCCUCCGACCGAGAUCAAUGCGAAGAACUGAUAGUGGAUCUCAAAGAACCAUAAUGAGAGAUAGUCCAGACUAUGCUCCAGUUAAAAUGAGAAGGGAGAGUUUGAGUGGAGUAUCGAUGGGGGAUGAUGAUGGAUCAAUCGGAACGGAUGAUACUGAUCUACAAGCCUAUCGAGAUAUUCCAUCUCAUCGUGUCAAGAUUUAUAGGGAAUCCAUGGUCUCAAUACUAGUCCCCUCAAUAGACCAGCCAGCUGAAGCAGCAAUUGUAAAAAGAACAAACUCCACAAUAUCAGACCAAACGUCAGUCCGACCGCAGGAUUCACAUGCUCCACUGGUUCGAGUGAACGAUGAUUAA
This is a messenger RNA of Caenorhabditis remanei, 3039 nucleotides long. RefSeq lists its product as uncharacterized. Bases 1 to 3039 code for a protein of 1012 amino acids. The transcript is spliced from 12 exons. Lineage: Eukaryota; Metazoa; Nematoda; Chromadorea; Rhabditida; Rhabditidae. The record is from RefSeq and is a predicted model, not a curated record.